GCACCCCCUUCGUCAAGAGCUCGCCUGCCGGUGACUGCGAGAGGAGCGGGCGCUCCGACAGGAAGAGAUGGGGUUCACAGGCAGCCUGAAGCGAGCCCGGGAGGAGAAGGGCGCGCCCAUGGCGUCCCGCAUCCGUGAUCCCCCACCACCACCUGACAGGAGGCCAGAAGUGACGACCCAUGACGCGCUCCGCUUCUUGGCGACUAUGAAGCGCGAGCUCGCCGACGACACAAAAAAGUACGACGAGUUCAUCACCGUCGUGGUCGAGUUCAAGGACGGGAGGAUGGAUGCAACCAGCUUGAUCGAGUACGUCACGGUCCUGCUCGCCGGGCACCCAGAUCUCCUCCGCGGCUUCGACAAAUUCGUGCCAUUAGAUUACAAAGUAUCUCAUGGACAAGAAGCAGGGGCGAAGUGAUGGCAUCUGAUAUCGUUGGUAGUUGGGCGGGCCUUUGGUCAUACUGAUCGAAUGGAGGUUUUAUUCGCUCUCAGCUCUGCUAUGUAUGGCUAAACAUUGCUAGCCCCUGCUUUCUUUCGUAUGGAUCUGUUUGUACAUCGGGUGCCCGGUUCUACACCGGCACUGCUUGUUUGGAUUGUGGAGUUUCCAGAAUUAUAAUUCUGGGUUUGUGUUUGACA
Panicum hallii is the source of this 633-nucleotide messenger RNA. Its product is annotated as paired amphipathic helix protein Sin3-like 3. The transcript is spliced from 3 exons. Gene Ontology annotation, biological process: regulation of DNA-templated transcription. The record is from RefSeq and is a predicted model, not a curated record. Lineage: Eukaryota; Viridiplantae; Streptophyta; Magnoliopsida; Poales; Poaceae. Bases 68 to 415 code for a protein of 115 amino acids. Gene Ontology annotation, molecular function: transcription corepressor activity.